This is a messenger RNA of Darwinula stevensoni, 1749 nucleotides long. Lineage: Eukaryota; Metazoa; Arthropoda; Ostracoda; Podocopida; Darwinulidae. The record is from the annotation of a GenBank genome assembly.
AUGACCACGUGCAAUCUCAAGCAUCUUCGCUCCGUUCUCUUCUCGAGGAGUCAGCCGCAGGUCUACGAUAGACGGAUAUAUGCAGCCUGCGCGGCUGUCUAUCCCGCUCGGACCGCGUGUUGGGCAGGGUGGGAGGAAUCAGGGGGAAAGAGCGUGAUUGUACGAUGCAGGGUUGCAGGAUCGUACCAGUCCUCUCCCGAGGGUGCCGAUGAUUGGGAAGAGAAGAUGAAGUUGGCAGGUUCUGCCUCUGUUUACCUUCCAUUUCGCCAUGCGACGGGGACGAGUUCCUGGUUGCCUCCCGUGGACUGCUGGGAAGGGGUGCCCCGGGGCCUCCCCUACGGAUGGGAGGCAGCGACCGACAAGGAGGGGAAAACCUAUUUCAUCAACCACGUCAACAAGACGACGACGUACACGGACCCCCGCGGGAAGGACGUGGACCCGGACCCUCCAAUGCCUCGCCAUUUGGAACUCAGCCGACACUCUGAGUAUGGAUUCGGCUUCGUUGCCGGAUCCGAGAAACCUGUCAUCGUCAGGUUCGUGACGGAGGGAGGGCCGAGCGAGGGGAAACUGCUGCCGGGCGACCAGAUCCUGGCCAUCAACGGCGAGGACGUGAAGGCGGCCCCUCGGGAUCACGUCAUCCAGCUCGUCCGUGCCUGCACCCAUUCCGUCCGACUCACCGUCUGCCAGCCUCCCCUCGACAACUCGGCGCGGAAGUCAGCCCUGCUGAGCGCGGCCAAGAAGGCCAAGUUGAAGAACCACCCGUCCCGGGUCCGAUUCGCCGAGGGGGUCGUCAUCAACGGGGCGACUCCUUACUCUCCGUCCACAUUUUCGACCAACGAAUCCUGUGUUCCCUUCAUGCCUAACGUUCUCAAGGUCUUCCUCGAGAAUGGACAGACCAAAAGUUUCAAGUACGAUUCGUCGACGACGGUGGGGGACGUGAUGGAGAGCUUGCAGGGGAAGCUGUCGAUCCAGUGCAUGGAGCACUUUGCACUCGUCGUCGAGCACAUUCGCUCCAUCCGCAAGAACAAGCUCACCCUGCUCGACCCCGAGGAAUCGCUGGCGAGGAUCGCGGCGAGGCCGGGUGCUCAACAUCUCAGGUGCCUAUUCCGAGUCACGUUCGUACCCAAGGAUGCUUACGAGCUUCUGAGGAAGGAUUCUGUCGCCUUCGAAUACCUCUACACUCAGUGCUGCAAUGACGUGGUGAACGAGCGGUUCGCCCCCGAGCUCAAGUACGAAGUGGCGCUGAGGUUGGCAGCCCUCCACAUCCAGCAGCAUGCCAUGUCGCAGAACCUCCAGGGGAAGAUCACCGUCAAAGUCAUCGAGAAAGAAUUCGGCCUGGAGAAGUUCGUCCCCGCCUCCCUGAUCGAGACGAUGAAGCGGAAGGAGCUGAGGAAGCUCCUGAGCCACUUCCUGAAGCAAGUCCAGCAGCUCUCGGCCCCGGGCCAGAAGCAGCUGUCUGCUCUCCAGGCGAAGCUCCAUUACCUCAACAUCAUCGCCCAGCUCCCCUCUUAUGGCGCCAAGUGCUUCCCAACCAAUCUCAGGGACGGGAACGUGGACACGGUGAUCCUGGUCAGUCCCAAGUUCGGCCUUAGUCAAAUCAGCCCACUCCGAAGCACGAUGAGCAUGGGAGGGAUGGGAGCUCGGAUCGGCAUAAAGAACCCAGUGGUCGAUCCCUCGUUACCCAGGGAAGACUUGUCGGUCCGCUGCUCUUCGCCGCUCUUCGUCGCGGGGAUGGCGCUUCGUCUCUGA